AUGCGUAAAAUCGACCAGCUCACAAAAACGCUGAGCGAUCAAGACAAAAGACACAUCGCAGACCUGAUUGAGACGGGGCAGACGGAGCUGCUAAGCCAUGAAGGGAUAAACGAGAGAAACAUCCUUGACAUCAUUAAGCAGAUCAAAGAAUUCGAACUGGUGUACCCUGAUGGGCUGCGAGCGUACGUGGAGAGAGCCAAAUGUUUGAUGCAAAAAUCGGAAAAGAAACUCCACAACUUUGCGCACUGUGUGAUAGAGAGACCAGAUAAUUUAAUAAAAAUAAAAUUCCCCUGGGGUGAUUGGAUGCACCAAUUUGGUGGAGGCAACCGAGGGGGGAAGACACUACAUGUGAUCGAUGGGCGGCCAGAUGGUCGCGCAGACGAAAAGGAAGACCCCUUUAAUGCCUCCUCAAGCACGUCGAACCAAAGCAGUGAGGAGUACGACGCGAACGGCACUUUUGCCCAGGACGGCAACUUCGUCUGCCCGUCGGAGGGCGAGGCCACUCCGCCGUCCGAGAGGACCUUAUCCCCCGCAGCGAUGUCCACGAUGGAGAUGUCCCCAGCGGCGAUGUCAACCAGGGAGAUGUCCCCCGCAGCGAUGUCCACGAGGGAGAUGUCCCCCGCAGCGAUGUUAACCACGGAAUUGUCCACCACGCCGCUAUUCUCCACGCCGCUAUUCUCCACCCCGCUCUCCCCCGCGUCGUCGAGUGGCGAAGGGUGCGACCCGAAUGGGUACAGAAGUGGCUACAUCUCCUUAUGUGACGAGCCAAAAGGGAGGCCACAAAACGAAACACACACAGAGGAGACAACCCAGGCGAGCGGAACCCUCGCGCAAAUCGACCAGUACCUGCAGUACGAGCAGAUCGGGUUGAGCCAAAUAGACAAAGUAUGCUUCGUUCUCCUAGCGGGGGGGUUGGGCGAACGAUUAAAUCACGGGGACAUCAAAUUAAAGCUACUAACAAAUUUGGUCUCAGAAAAAACGUACCUUGAAUACUAUUGUAAUCAUUUGAAAGUUUUCCAGGAGUAUAUAAAGAGGAGGAAAAACAAAGAGGUAGCCAUCCCCUUCAUCAUCAUGCUGUCCGAUGACACGUAUGAGCAGACGGUUACCUACCUGCGGAGGAACCAGUUUUUCUCCCUUAAGGAGGACCAAAUAUACUUUUUAAAACAGAAAAAGGUACUCUGCUUUAAGGAUGGAGAAGCACAUCUCGAUUUUGUUUUUCAAAAUGGUUCUUUUACCCUUUCGAGAAAACCACAUGGCCAUGGGGACAUCCAUUCUCUCAUUCGGAAGCAGAUCAAUUUGGACGCCUUCAUAGAAGGAGGGUAUAACUACUUGUAUUUUUUCCAAGACACGAACGCGUUAGCUAUGAAGGUGUUGUUUCUAUGCUUGGGGGUCUCCAUAGAGAAGGAGCUGCAUAUGAAUUUCCUAGCCAUUUCGAGGAACCCAGGGGAAGAAAUCGGAGCCAUCUGCAGAGUGACCUACCCAGAUAAUUGCAAACGUGUUUUAAACAUAGAAUAUAACUUUUUAGAAUCGAUCCUCAUGGGUUCAGGGGGAAAGGAGCUGGUCGAUGAGGGUGGGCUUUCCCUCUUCCCUGGCAACACCAAUUCUAUUCUGUUCGAAAUGAAGAGGUAUAACGAGUUGCUCAAAAGAACCAAUGGGGUUGUUCCAGAGUAUGUCAAUCCGAAGUAUGCCGAUUGUGAGAGGAAGCAUUUUGUUCGGGCCACCCGAGUGGAGAGCAUGAUGCAGGAUUUUGCCUUUCUCUACGACUGCGUGGGGGGGGAAGCGUCAGGAGAUGUCUCCCACGAAGGGGGUGGGAGCAACAUGGGAGGUUAUUUCUACAAACGGGGGAGAGUCGGCGUGACCCAGCUGGACAGGUGCCUCUGCUUCUCCGCGGUGAAGAAUGACCCCGUCAAGGCGAAGAGCAAAGUGGAAAGGGGAAUACACCCAGAGUGCAUGUUCAGCGCGGAAGCAGACCUCUACUAUAGCAACUGCGCCUUUUUGCAGCUGGCCUGUCUGUACAAUGGGAAGGAGUUGCUGCUAGACGAAUUGGAGGUGAAGACGUUUAAGGGGGUUCGCUACUUCCUCCCCCCCAAGGUUUUAUUCGAGCCGCAAUUCGCCUUUACCCUAACCGAUCUGGUAAAAAAAGUGACCGGCAAUAUCUCCAUUAGGAGGAACUCCACCCUGUGGGUGAAGUCAGAUGCGCUCAUUCGAAAUUUGCACCUCGACGGGGCACUCAUCAUUGGAGGGGGUAACUCUGAAGAUGCCGUUUCCCUCCCUAUUGUGUUGGAAAAGAACCUGUGUGUUCGGAACAGGGGGGAUGAGUUGGUGGCCCUUUCGGACAGAGGGGAAGAGAACUCCGAGCAGCUCCGAAUAAGGGGCUAUAAGUUAGUAAGGAGCGAGGCCCUCCUGAUAAGCAGCUAG
Messenger RNA from Plasmodium vivax (malaria parasite P. vivax), 2418 nucleotides. RefSeq lists its product as hypothetical. NCBI's taxonomy places the organism in Eukaryota, Apicomplexa, Aconoidasida, Haemosporida, Plasmodiidae. The record is from RefSeq and is a predicted model, not a curated record. Gene Ontology annotation, molecular function: UDP-N-acetylglucosamine diphosphorylase activity. Gene Ontology annotation, biological process: UDP-N-acetylglucosamine biosynthetic process. The coding region runs from base 1 to 2418 and encodes 805 amino acids. The transcript has a single exon.